UGGGAGACGCGAGUUGAGCGCGCUAUUCAUAUUCCCGGGUGCGGCUCCCGGACUCGCCGAAUAAAGUAACAAGGCAAACGCUCUGUGCGCGAUGUGAGCGCAGGAUCCCAUCAAGAAACAUGUGAGGGAAUGGAAUACAGAGAGAGGGACAGUACAGUGCACAGUGCGCCGAUCAGCCCCGUCACAGCUUUCGGAUCGAUAGCUUUCCAGUUCAGCACGACGACAGACUACCUACAUAGACCUCGGAGGGCGAUUAAAAACAUGAACACCAUUGUUUUCAACAAGCUGACCAAGCCGGUCAUUUUCGAGGACAAUGCAAACGAAGUGGAACGGAGCAGCAUAAACUACAUAGAAGUUAUCGAAGGACAGCACCCUGAUAUACUGUCAAGCGCUCCGGCGAUCAAGGACAACCAUGUCAUCAGGCAUAGGAGAUCUGGGUCCCGCCAGGGAAGCGGGAAAGCGCGGCACAAGCGGCAGGCGCUGCAGGACAUGGCGCGGCCGCUGAAGCAGUGGCUCUACAAGCACAGGGACAACCCCUACCCUACCAAGACCGAGAAGAUCCUGCUGGCCCUCGGCUCCCAGAUGACGCUGGUCCAGGUUUCCAACUGGUUUGCCAACGCUCGGCGCCGAUUGAAAAACACGGUGAGGCAGCCGGACCUCAGCUGGGCCCUGCGCAUCAAACUCUACAAUAAAUACGUCCAGGGCAACGCAGAGAGGCUGAGCGUCAGCAGCGACGACAGCUGCUCUGAGGGCAGAGAGACGCCAUUGCGGACCCAGUCAACCGCCGGCCAGUUCAGCAAGCCCAUGUACCAGAGCGUCAUCAAGAAGGACAGCGCGGCCACGGCAACGGGGCUGCGGGCCGUCACCUCACUCGGUGAGGACUAUGUGUCGCCGCCCAAGUACAAGAGCAGCUUGCUGCACCGGUACCUCAACGACUCGCUGCGGCACGUCAUAGCAUCCAACGGCAUCGUGGACUCGCGCCGGAGGAACCACUCGGGAUCGUUUAGCUCCAACGAGUUCGACGACGAGCUGCUCUCAGCGUCGCCUUUGGAAAACGAGGCGAACUUCGUCUGCCGUGCAGAGACUUCGGACCACGGCUCCAGUAGAAGCGACCACGGGCUUCGGGACAAGGGCAGGGACAAAGAUAAGACAUACUGGAAGGAGAUCCACGCAGCCAUGGCCUUGACAAACUUGGCGCAGGGAAAGGACGGCGAUUCGGGAACGACCAGCCACAUCAUCCAGAAGUCCUCCCAUAUAUCAGAAGUAAAGACUGUCAAACUUCCCGUGGUGCAGAAAUUUUAACACGUGUUUGGUUUGAGAAGCAUUUUGUUUUUUUUCCACCCCUUGUACAUUAAACAAGUGUUCAUGUAAGA
Messenger RNA from Paramormyrops kingsleyae, 1373 nucleotides. RefSeq names its product homeobox protein Mohawk-like. Gene Ontology annotation, molecular function: RNA polymerase II cis-regulatory region sequence-specific DNA binding; DNA-binding transcription factor activity, RNA polymerase II-specific. Gene Ontology annotation, cellular component: nucleus. Gene Ontology annotation, biological process: regulation of transcription by RNA polymerase II; cell development; muscle organ development. NCBI's taxonomy places the organism in Eukaryota, Metazoa, Chordata, Actinopteri, Osteoglossiformes, Mormyridae. The record is from RefSeq and is a predicted model, not a curated record.